UUUUAAAUUUUACAGUUCACUCUGUACUCUGUAGUCUUGUUUAUGUUUUUCAGCUUUUGAGUUUUGUUAUUGUAAGCAAUCUUUUGUUAGGCAGCAUCAAGCCUGCCAAUUCUUUUUAGCUUUUGAAGAUAUCCUUAUCCAUUAUAAAACUGUGACGUGGUGUUGUUUCAGUUUUCAAGGAUCUUUCCGUUUUCCGCUUCUAAUAUGACAGUAUCCUUGAAAUCCAGAUAUUACUGAAUAAGAUGAUUCAGCACGGCAAGCGUUUUCUGGCGGCUCUGUUUUCGUCCCUUCGACGCGAACCCGUUCAAGUGCGCCAUUACCGCGAAACUCCUAUAGACAGAAUCCGGACAAGACAUUUUGGAUUCGAAAAUCACAUUAAAUAUCAUAUUGGUGGCUUUCUACCGCGCAUUAAACCCACUCCGGAACUGAAGCCGAUCUCUGGGACACGAACAAAAUUCAAGAAUUCAUGGGCUCUUCAUCGCGCAGCUUUCGGGCAGAACGAUUAUAUCGACAUUCUUGGGGAUGGAACGCUGCAUCCGCGCGAUCUUCUUAAGGGUCCUGUGUGGCUCAAAGGAUUUCGAGGCUCAGAAAUGCAGCGAUUAAUUCGCCGGCGAAACUACGGUUUGCAUUGGAUGCCAAUGGUGUAUCCUGAAAAGUGGACUAAUUUGCUAAAACAGCUCAGGUAUCUGGAUCGAUAUCAUAACUUCAAACAGAAUCACAAGGACUGGAAAAAUCGUUAUGAAGCGAAAGCUCAUAAAUGGGACAUCAUGCCGAGAUUCGUGAACAAGCGAAUAAUGAGAUGAAGCAGACUUAGAGAACGGGACGUAAUUAUUGUACGAAGUUCUCCUAUUAAAUCAGCUGAACUUACCGUUCUUCUCAGCCAGUUUAACGUGGAUCCAUCUUUGCUGUGCUGCUUUUGAGUGUUUUAGCUGUUGUUGCAAAUUAAACUGAGCCAUGGUUUGCCGUGAAUAGAGUGGCUGGCAAGUGGCCAUUCCGUUAACUGUGCAAACGAUGAAAAGAAAUUUUGUGUCUCGACCUUUCAAUAAUUGUACGUAAGACCAUUUUUGUCGGAUGUGUUGUGUAAUUAAAUUAGAUCG
Molecule: messenger RNA, 1097 nt
Organism: Paramacrobiotus metropolitanus
Lineage: Eukaryota; Metazoa; Tardigrada; Eutardigrada; Parachela; Macrobiotidae
Product: 39S ribosomal protein L51, mitochondrial-like
Exons: 2
Coding region: 243-803 (186 amino acids)
Biological process (GO): translation
Cellular component (GO): mitochondrial large ribosomal subunit
Molecular function (GO): structural constituent of ribosome
Source: RefSeq, a predicted model, not a curated record